Messenger RNA from Guyanagaster necrorhizus, 1761 nucleotides. RefSeq names its product ATP synthase F1, beta subunit. Gene Ontology annotation, molecular function: ATP hydrolysis activity; ATP binding; proton-transporting ATP synthase activity, rotational mechanism. The record is from RefSeq and is a predicted model, not a curated record. The transcript is spliced from 7 exons. Lineage: Eukaryota; Fungi; Basidiomycota; Agaricomycetes; Agaricales; Physalacriaceae. Bases 1 to 1626 code for a protein of 541 amino acids. Gene Ontology annotation, cellular component: proton-transporting ATP synthase complex. Gene Ontology annotation, biological process: proton transmembrane transport; proton motive force-driven mitochondrial ATP synthesis.
AUGCUCACCUCUCGCGGCGCCGUCUCCCGUCUCUCGAGGCGAGCUGUUUCCUCUGCCAACAAAACAAACGCGUUCUUCUCCACCGCUGCCCGCUUCUCCAGGGUUGCUGCCUCUUCCUCCUCUCGUCAGCAGCUGUCGUCGUUAUCCCGUCCCCAGCGGGCUGCGCCUUCAACUGAAGCUCGCCUAUAUGCGACCGAGGCGAAGGGUGCCAUCGGCUCGGUGAAAACCGUCAUUGGUGCCGUCGUCGACGUUCAGUUUGAGACUGAAAACCUUCCCCCCAUUCUCAACGCCCUGGAGGUGGUGGAUUUCCAUGGAGGUCGUCUUGUGCUUGAGGUCGCGUCCCACUUGGGUGAGAACUCCGUUCGUACCAUUGCUAUGGACGGUACAGAGGGUUUGGUUCGGGGCCAAAAGGUCGUUGAUACCGGCGCACCUAUCCUUGUCCCCGUCGGAACUGCCACUCUUGGUCGUAUCAUGAAUGUCAUCGGUGAGCCCAUCGACGAACGUGGUCCCAUCAAGGGCGUAAAGCUCUCUCCGAUUCAUGCCGAUCCUCCUGCUUUCGUCGAGCAAUCUACUACGGCCGAGGUUCUCGAAACCGGUAUCAAGGUUGUCGAUCUCCUUGCUCCCUACGCUCGCGGUGGAAAGAUUGGUUUGUUCGGGGGUGCUGGUGUCGGCAAGACCGUGUUGAUUCAGGAGCUCAUCAACAACGUCGCCAAGGCCCAUGGUGGUUUCUCUAUCUUCUGUGGUGUCGGAGAGCGUACUCGUGAGGGCAACGAUCUUUACCACGAAAUGAUUGAAACCGGUGUGAUCAACCUCGAGGGUGACUCCAAGGUCGCCCUUGUCUUCGGUCAAAUGAACGAGCCCCCUGGUGCCCGUGCCCGUGUUGCCCUGACUGGUUUAACCAUCGCCGAGUACUUCCGUGAUGAGGAGGGUCAGGACGUGUUGCUCUUCAUCGACAAUAUUUUCCGUUUCACCCAGGCCGGUUCUGAAGUGUCUGCCUUGCUCGGUCGUAUCCCCUCUGCUGUCGGUUACCAGCCUACCCUCUCUACUGAUAUGGGUGGCAUGCAAGAACGUAUCACCACCACCAAGAAGGGUUCCAUCACUUCCGUUCAGGCCGUCUACGUCCCCGCUGAUGAUUUGACUGAUCCUGCCCCCGCUACGACAUUCGCUCACUUGGACGCUACCACUGUGCUGUCUCGUGGUAUUGCCGAACUUGGUAUCUACCCUGCCGUCGACCCACUGGACUCCAAGUCCCGUAUGUUGGAUCCUCGUAUUGUCGGACAGGAGCACUACGAUGUUGCCACCGCCGUUCAGAAGAUUCUGCAGGAUUACAAGUCGCUCCAGGAUAUCAUCGCCAUUUUGGGUAUGGAUGAGUUGUCAGAAGAGGACAAGCUUACCGUCGAGCGUGCUCGUAAGAUCCAGCGUUUCAUGUCGCAACCUUUCCAGGUCGCACAAGUCUUCACUGGUUACGAGGGAAAACUGGUGUCAUUGAAGGACACCGUCCGGUCGUUCAAGGAGAUCCUCUCUGGUGCACAUGAUUCGCUUCCUGAAUCUGCCUUCUACAUGGCUGGUACGAUCGAGGACGUCAAGGCCAAGGCAGAGCAACUCGCUAAGGAGAUGGGCAAUUAAACGCACUAAAUGGGACCGCUGAACGUAAAAAGAGCUCAACGGUGCUAUACCUUACAACCUACUUGCAUGAUGAUGUUUGGAUCUUACACUUUUGGCUCUUCACGUGAAUUCAAAUCAAAACAAUAUUUUUUUUCC